Ruditapes philippinarum (Manila clam) is the source of this 1932-nucleotide messenger RNA. RefSeq lists its product as uncharacterized. Bases 167 to 1129 code for a protein of 320 amino acids. Lineage: Eukaryota; Metazoa; Mollusca; Bivalvia; Venerida; Veneridae. The transcript has 6 exons. Gene Ontology annotation, cellular component: membrane. The record is from RefSeq and is a predicted model, not a curated record.
UUUUGUAAAGACUUUGUACGCUACAGUUGUCAUUGUGGGGCGGUGUACCAGUCGGUAUUUCUAACAUAUUUCGGUUUCGUCUAUAACGUAGAACGGGUGUAAUAGUGAAGACACCUGUGAUAAAUUUAGUUAUUUCUCGUCGGAUUUUGAGUAAGAAGCCAGUAAGAUGGGCAGGAGUACGUGCGGGACAUGUAUGUUAGUGACUGCAACAAUUUUAGGACCGAUUGUAAUGAUCUUAUUAGCAGUAUCGUUCGCGACAGAUCAUUGGUUGGAAUUUGAUGUUGAUAAGAAGGAUUUAUCCCAAGCGGUCUUAGCAGCGAGGAACAGUGACUUUUUACUGGCACGAUACACACAUACACGACACAGGGGGCUGUUUAGAGAGUGUUACCCAGGAAACGAUACUAUAUUUUUAGAGACCAGAAAAUCAACAGAUGAAGAACCAGUUGAUGAUUACUGUUUCUAUGUACGAUAUGAGAUUCCAGAGGAAUCUUCACAAGGGGAUUGGUCCGAUGAUUUUCUUUCAAGAAUACAUUUGAUGAGAUGUUGGUUGGCAUUUUUCAUCGUAGCUCUGGUAAUUUUCCUGGUUGCCUAUAUAUUUGGUCUGGUCUUGUGUUGCUGGAGACAGUCAAAAUGGGCUUACAUUGCCGGUCUGUGCGCUUACGUUGCAGCAUUUUCAACUGCCGCUUCCAUUGCAUUUUUCCACGGUGCUGAAUACCUUGAGAGAAAUAAAAUCUCGCAGGUUGACCCUUACAUGGGCAAGUUCUACCUCUCCUGGGAUGCUGCAACCCAGAGGGCCACCGAUAGGACUUACGGUUAUUCGUAUAUAAUCGGUUGGAUAGCAAUGGUGUUGGCCGCAUUCACGGCAACAUCUUAUUCCGUCGCCGGGUGUUAUAUCGGCGGUGAACGAUAUAGAGAGAAGGAAUAUCUCGACAAAGGUCGUUCCCGUGAUUAUCUAGAGCGCAGCUACCCGAUGACACUUGAGCCCGCACCAAAGGAUUAUUACUACGGAUACCACCAAAACUACGGGUACCAGGGACCAAACCUGUACGAUAUGGAAACCCGUCAACCACUUCCGGCCAUUACCUAUGGUCCACCGGAAAUGGCCCAAGGAGGGUGGAGAUGGCAAUAAUGCUCGAACUCUUUUUAGAUUGUUUGAAUGAUUUGCAGUAACUGUAUUUGCCAAUUGAUGCUCGCGAAUGAACGGUGCCAAAUAAUGCGUUGCUGGCUUUUAAAUGAUAUUAAGAAUUUCAUUGUUGAUAGAUUUUUCAUUUUUUUUUUUUCUUUAAAAAUUUAGAAGGAUGGCUUGGAUGGUUGAUUUUUAUCGCUUGACUGUCCCCAUACUUACAAAAAUCAUCGUCGUUUAAUUUAGUAUCCUAGCACCGCCAUGAGAAUAGCAAUAUCAUGAAAAUCACUUUUCAUUUUGAUACAAAUUAAAACGUAGACGGCACAAAAUACUUUUUUUAGCGUUUCUUAACAUCAAAAUGUGACAGAGUGAAUUGAGGUGUGUUUGCAUUAAUCAAAUACGUGUUGUAAGCAUGUAUUGAAUGUGGAAAAAAUGGAAAUUGUUCUUGAUUUCCAAAAAAGUAUAUAAUAAACAUUUUACUUAAAUUCAUUUAUUCAUGUACAUUAUUUUUUCACAUUUCAGCAUAAUUUUGUAUAAUAUUAUUCUAGUAUUCUUUUAUAUGUAACUCAUUUCAUGCAAUAAUAUUUUGGGAUAUGAGGCAUUCAUGAUUAAAUAUGGCAAAAACUUCAGUAUAACCUGUGUCUUUUUAACUGAUUUUUGUUUCAACAUUUUAUGAUAAGAUAAAACCACAUAUUUAUGCAGUGGAAAUGUUGAUGAUUUCAAGUUCUGUGACACAUUGGGAUUUUGUACAAUUACUUAAAUACAUACUUACAGCUUAUUUUCAUUAUAUCAGAUUUUCACCUUUUUUU